Molecule: messenger RNA, 315 nt
Organism: Iphiclides podalirius (scarce swallowtail)
Lineage: Eukaryota; Metazoa; Arthropoda; Insecta; Lepidoptera; Papilionidae
Source: the annotation of a GenBank genome assembly
AUGAGCGAUGGCUCACUCCUAGGGCUGGGCGGGUCCGCAGCGCCGAUUGGCGAUAGAUCGCCAAACGCGCCGACUAUUCGCACGGUCGGCGUACGCACACGAAUUGGCGCGGUACUUCAUUACGGCCGCUCUCUAAGGCGACCUGGUCCGGACAAAGGCGAACGUAUAUCGCGCCUUCCUCCAAAGGCCCUUUCAGUGCGGAACAUGAGCCGGAUGCCGCGGUGGCGUAUCCCGGGAUCCACACUGGCUCGUUUAUUACUGCAGAAACCACACCAGAGCCACGCGUGGUGCAGUUUGACGCAAAGCCACGUGCAC